AUGGAUCGCCAUUCAACUACUACACAAAGCGACCUGGAGCGCAUGCUAUGUGAUGAAAAGGUAGAACCGAAGGCCCUUCCAUUAUCGCUGCUGGAGGAUAUCACCAACCGAUUUUCUGAGGAGCGGGAAAUUGGUAGAGGUGGGUUCGCAGUGGUCUAUAAGGGAGUGCUUAAGAAUGGUGCGGCAAUUGCUGUGAAGAGACUAUCUAAGACAUAUAUGUGCGAGAAAGAAUUCCACCGAGAGGUUGAAUGUCUGAUAAAGGUGAAUCACAAAAAUGUGGUACGGUUUAUUGGAUAUUGUGUCGACUCACAAGGGAGAGCAGAAAGCUACAAUGGAAAAUUUGUCAUGGCAGAUGUAGUACAAAGAUUGCUCUACUUUGAGUACCUACCUCAUGGAACUCUUGAUAAAUAUAUCACUGAUGCAUCUACUGGACUUGACUAG
Messenger RNA from Triticum turgidum subsp. durum (durum wheat), 441 nucleotides. The record is from the annotation of a GenBank genome assembly. NCBI's taxonomy places the organism in Eukaryota, Viridiplantae, Streptophyta, Magnoliopsida, Poales, Poaceae.